AUGUCUUUUGCUUUCCGGUCCGCCUCUCGCGCCUUGCUGCCGCGCGCAUUCUCCACGACGGCCGCCUACCAGAAGACGGCCACCGAGACGGUCAAGGACGGCAUCCGAACGGUGGACAAGGCCGUGAGCGGCAAGAUUGUCGACGGCAUCGACGCGGCCGGUAAGCAGGAAAAGUUUCCCAAGGAAGAAACGUUGCAACUGAUCAAGAACAAAACAGAAUCGGCCGGUCAAAAGGUGAAGCAGGCGUCGGAGAGCGCCAUGGGGGACAAGUCGGCCGCCGGCAAGGCGGAGGAACUCAAGGGCCAGGCCAAGGGAGCGGCCGAGGAGGCCAAGGGCAAGGCGAAAGGCGCGGCGGAGGACAUUAAGAAGAACUUGUAA
Cordyceps fumosorosea ARSEF 2679 is the source of this 378-nucleotide messenger RNA. RefSeq lists its product as hypothetical. Lineage: Eukaryota; Fungi; Ascomycota; Sordariomycetes; Hypocreales; Cordycipitaceae. The transcript has a single exon. The record is from RefSeq and is a predicted model, not a curated record. Bases 1 to 378 code for a protein of 125 amino acids.